AUGACCGGUUCCACUUACAACAAAGAGCAGCUAGCUGCAAAGCUUUAUUCAUCCAUUCAACCGUUCCUAUUCUACAGUCAACUGCUAUGUAGUGCCCCAUAUCCGGUCGCGAUGUUGCAGUCCUCUUCCCAUCAGAGCCUUGUGUAUCAAUCAAACUUCAAGCUAGCACGCUGCUUUCUCACUACAUCGCUGAUGGUCUGUAUCGCUCUCUGCAAUUUGGAGGUAGUGAUUGCUAUGGUUUCCGUAUCACUACCCUUCUUCACCGCGACACUCUACUUCAACGUAAUGGUGGCUAAUGUCGCCGUUAGUGUGCUAUCCGUCGCUCGGAGCUACAAAAAGGACGAGGCUUACGAUCGAUUCCUCCAGAAGCUUCUCACCAUAGGCUGUGCACUACAUGAGAACGAAUGGGAUACGUUGCUACCUUAUCUUCGCCAACGACUCCAGUGUGUAUGCGCGUUACUAGCGACCCUCAUCGCGGGCACUGCGAUAUGUGAUAUCGUUCAUUACGGCAGCAUCUACACAACUCUUUUCACGCUUGUAGCCUCUGUUAUGCCUAAUGUUCUGGUUGCACUUUCGCUGCUGCAGUACGCUUACGGCGUGCUGCUUAUCUAUCAGCUGCUGCAGCGCUUCAAUCGUCGGCUCGCGAUAAGAGAGCAGACGCCGGAGAGUGAACUGGUACAGUGGAUCGCGCAGAGUGAAUCGUACUACCUGCAGCUCGCGUCCUGCAUUGAACACAUCGCGCAGUCUUUUGGGCCGCUCAUCGUCGUCAAUACGUUAGCAGUGAUUACUGUUAUCAGCUUGACGCUGCUAGAAAUUUAUCAGUAUCUGCAAAUCAACGACUCGAAACCGAUCUUCAUCAUCUACAAUCUGAUUUGGAGCAGUAUGCUAUGUGUGUUGCUGGUGUUGCCUCUGUACCCAAAUCACUUAUUGAAACAAGAGCAAACACGUCUUGGCACACUGGUGUUCGAAGCCUUUCCUGAAGGCCACGAUUCGCAUGGCGAACGUCGCAUCACACGCUUUGGUAUGCUCACACUGAUCAAAAAGGACGUGUCUGUCACAGCUUGCGGUAUCUUUAAACUAGAUAUGUCCUUACUUUCGUCGAUAUUUGCCGCACUACUUUCGUUCGUCAUAAUACUGAUACAAUUCGAUAAAGCCAACCUUAAUAAGCACUCUGAUGCAGUCACAGUUGUCGAGGGUUUGUACAACUCGAAAUUUUAAAUCUUCCUC
Anopheles darlingi is the source of this 1227-nucleotide messenger RNA. RefSeq lists its product as uncharacterized. The record is from RefSeq and is a predicted model, not a curated record. The transcript is spliced from 4 exons. Gene Ontology annotation, biological process: sensory perception of taste. NCBI's taxonomy places the organism in Eukaryota, Metazoa, Arthropoda, Insecta, Diptera, Culicidae. Bases 1 to 1218 code for a protein of 405 amino acids. Gene Ontology annotation, cellular component: dendrite; neuronal cell body; axon.